Olea europaea var. sylvestris is the source of this 534-nucleotide messenger RNA. RefSeq names its product MADS-box transcription factor 27-like. Bases 1 to 534 code for a protein of 177 amino acids. Gene Ontology annotation, cellular component: nucleus. The record is from RefSeq and is a predicted model, not a curated record. Gene Ontology annotation, molecular function: DNA-binding transcription factor activity. NCBI's taxonomy places the organism in Eukaryota, Viridiplantae, Streptophyta, Magnoliopsida, Lamiales, Oleaceae. Gene Ontology annotation, biological process: regulation of DNA-templated transcription. The transcript is spliced from 7 exons.
AUGAAAUCUGUAGUUGAAAGAUACAACAAACAGAAAGAAGUGCAAAACCUUCUGCUAAAUCCUAGUUCAGAGAUCAAGUUUUGGCAGAGGGAAGUAGCAAGCUUGAGUAAACAACUACAGUACUUACAAGAAAGCCACAGGCAGCUUUUAGGAGAAGAACUUUCUGGAUUGAGCAUCAUAGAUCUACGUAACCUGGAAAAUCAACUGGAAAUGAGUUUGAAAGGCAUCCGAAUGAAAAAGGAACAAAUCAUGACUGAUGAAAUGAAAGAGUUAAACCAGAAGGGGAGUCUCAUUCAUCAAGAGAACAUAGAACUGCGUAAGAAGUUAGACCUUAUUUGUCAAGAAAAUACAGAAUUGCGGAGAAAGGUUUAUAGCUCAGAGAAUAUUGAUGAAGCAAACAGGGUUUCCCACAUUAACAAUGGAAUCAACAAUGAAUAUGAUUUGCACGGCCCCCUCAACCUCCAGCUAAGCCAACCACAAACUCAGAAGGAGAAAACACCAACAAUAAUGAUGAAGUUUGGGUUAAAUGUAUAA